This is a messenger RNA of Penaeus monodon (black tiger shrimp), 1061 nucleotides long. Its product is annotated as sulfotransferase 1A1-like. The transcript has 7 exons. The coding region runs from base 120 to 1061 and encodes 313 amino acids. The record is from RefSeq and is a predicted model, not a curated record. Lineage: Eukaryota; Metazoa; Arthropoda; Malacostraca; Decapoda; Penaeidae. Gene Ontology annotation, molecular function: sulfotransferase activity. Gene Ontology annotation, cellular component: cytoplasm. Gene Ontology annotation, biological process: sulfation.
GAGCGAAGCCGCUUCGCCCGACCCUCGUCGAGCGCCAGUGAGACAAGGGAUUCGAGCGCCGCAGUUGUGGCUGGAACCCUGUCGAGGAAACAUUCCCGCGUGCGCCAGGAAGAUCGAGAAUGAAGCUUGCCAGCGGCCACGAGGUGACCCCCCUGGAGGGCGAGGAGCUGGCGAGGCAGGAGAGGGACUGGACCGGAUACACCGAAGGCAUGGUCCGUCUUUAUCCCGGGAGCUGGGUCUUCCCGGCGCCUUUCACAGAUUACGCUGAUAAGAUUUACAACUUCGAGGUGAAGCCGAGUGACGUUAUGGUGGUGACUUGGCCAAAAUGUGGCACUACCUGGGUUCAGGAGGUCGUGUGGACCAUGAGGAACAAUCCGAACCUCGACCAUCCUCAGGCGGCUCUGCCUGUUAAUGCCCGCGUGCCUUUCCUUGAGUUUGACAUGUUGAUGCGUUCCAAGAAACUAACCCCCCCUGGCCCCGAUCAUCCCAUCAUGCAAGGCUUCAAGAAGCUGUGUCCAGGGAAGAACCCCGCCGACGGCAUCUUCGUGCAGAUCGGCGAGGCCACGCCCGAGCCCCGGACGCUCAAGUCUCACCUCCCGCUGUCGCUCCUGCCGCCAGCCCUGGUGAACGUUGGCAAGGUGGUUUAUGUAGCAAGGAACCCGAAGGAUGUACUGGUGUCUUUCUGUCAUCACUCAAGAAUUUUCAAGAACCAUAAUUACGUUGGAAGUUUUGAGGACUUCGUUAAAUACUUUAUCGACGGGGACUUGGUGUAUGGACCUUAUUGGCAGCACCUGAAGGAAGCCUGGGAGAAGAAAGACAACCCUAAUCUACACUUCCUCUUCUACGAGGAUUUAAAGGAAAACAACAUGGAAGAACUAAAAAGACUAGAUGAUUUCCUUGGCACUAAACUCACCCAAGAGCAGCUGGACAAUGUGGCUCGCCACACAAGCUUUUCUCAGAUGAAGGCGCGCGAUUCUGUCCUCGGAGGCGGGGACAUGGAGGCCGUCUUCAACAUGGAAAUCGUCAACAAGGACGGCGGCUUCUUCAGGAAGGGUGCGUGA